AUGCCCCUGCCCCGCAGGGGAAGAGGACCCCUCCUGGCUGGCCCUCGAAUGGCGAGCACUAGCCUCCCGCGGGCGACAGCCCACUCGCCAAGACACGUGGGCCGCGGGACCCCGUUGUCGAGCCCUGCGCAACGCCUCACCCGGCAGCGCCAUUCCUCCGAGCAGAUCCCACCACGGCCCGAGCCGCAGGCGGACUUCCGCUCGGGAAGGUGGCUCCAAGAGGGUGCCAGAGGGGACGCCAGGAACUCGUGGCAGACCCCGUGUGCUGGGAUGGGCUCCAGGCACAGGAUCUGUAGUCAAGAAGAAGUAGUGAUGCCUUGUGCUUCUGACAGUGAUUCAGGAAGUGUGGAUUUGCAGCUGGGCAACUUAGAGGAUAUUAAAAAGCAACCAAGUAGCCUUGAACUUACAGACUCGGACAUCACGGAAAUCCCAGGACUCCCCAGGGAAUCCCUCACAGACACCUCCAGACACCUGACCCACCAAGGCCCCCUUGGUGAAGUCGUUGCUGAGCAGCUGAUCCAAUCCAUCCAGGAGUUUUUUAAUGGUGAACUAAAGAGUGAACUUGAGAAGCUGACAGCCCUGAGAUCUUUGUCUUCUCUCAGCCGAACUUUACCUUCUGAUGAAACCACAGAGUCAUUCAUUCACAGCCACAUAGCAGACAUUGUGCAUCUGCUAAGUACGCUGGUGGAGGAGGAGCCCCUGCAGUCUCUCUUCAGCCCUGUGCUCCAGGAGGUCUUUAUCACCAUCACUGACUUCAGUUACCAAGAUGUCUACUUGCUGUUUGGUUCUGAAGAUCGAGCUGACCUGUUCAGUCUUGUCACCAAAAGUGUAAUCGCUCUGCCCUCUACCCAUCCGCAGGAAAUCAUGCCAGGCGGAUCCUACAAUUCAGAGUGUCUCUACAGGCAGACAUUUCAGGCGUUCGUUGAGAUGCUCCAGAGUUUGGUGAUAAAAGACCGACAUUUGGAAAAUCUUGACAUCAUUUUUAAGCACAUGGACCCCUGGCUACAGUCAGACAAAGACCAUGAACGGGAACGGGCCACAACCAGCAUGACUCAAGUUCUGAAGUGUUUAUUCAAACAUCUCAGCCUGCAACUUCCAGUGCGAUUCCAAAGACUUGGACACCUGGUGGCUCUGAUGGCGCUGCUGUGUGGGGACCCACUGAAAGAGGUGGCCGAGGAGGCUGCUGAGGGCACACACUACCUGCUGCACAUCACCCUGAGGCUGAAGUGUAUCACUUACGACAAGAAAAAUCGCCAAAGCCUGAAAAGAGCAAUGAAAAAAUGUCGAGAACUCCUAGAACUCUACAAUAUUAAGCAGUUCUAUAGUUGUCCCUUCAGAAUUGCCCAGGUCUUCGAAGUUUUUCUCAAUUCCAACGAGCUCUACCAGUUUGUAAUGGCUACACUGGAUGGCCUGAAAAACCUGAAACAUCCACACACGCAGCGGUCAGCGGGGGAAUUGCUGAUAGCAUUGGUGAAGACUGCACAGUCCCGGUUUGAGAAGGUGCCAGAAAUUAUGGGAGCUCUCUGUGCCCUGCUCUCCACAAUCAGCCAGCCUAAGGUUCGCCAACAAAUCACAAAUAUUGUGAGUUUGUUUCUGUCCAGGCCCAAGUACACAGAUACAGUGAUCGACCAUCUUCUGUGUCACCCAGUACCAUAUGGCAGGCAUCUGGCUGAGUUGUGGAGAACUCUGGAGGUGGAGCUGCCCAAAACGACCUGGAUUCUCUGGAGACUCCUGAGGAAGCUGCAGAAAUGCCAUGAUUCUGGCACCCAGGAGAAGAUGGCCUAUGUGGCUGUUGCUGUGACAGAUGCCCUUUAUGAGGUGUUUGUGGGGAACAGACUCCGAGCAGCUACGUUCCGGCUCUUUCCUCAACUUCUCAUGACACUCCUCGUCCAGGUUCACCACACCAUCGGCCUCACCAUGUCUGAUGUUGCCAUCCCCAGUGGCCUAUACCCGGAACAGGAAGUGUCUUCAGAGGUCACCCCCUUGUGCUUCGCCAUACAGGCUACAAAGACUCUCCUCCUCAGAACAUUCUGCUGGGAGGAAUUCAACAUCAUGGAAAAAAAUAAAGGAUGGACCCUUCUGGAAGGAAAAGAUUGCCAUCUUCAGGGAGUAUCCCUCCUUGCCAAUGCAUUGCUGGAGAGAAAUCACCUCCUUGCACAUAAGGUCAUGUACCUGUUAGUGCCUUUUCUUAACCGAGGGAACGAUAAACAUAAGCUCACAUCAGCAGGCUUUUUUGUGGAGCUUCUUCAGAGUCCAGUGGCUAGGAGAUUUCCCAGCAUGUACUGUGUUGCCCGCUUGAAAGACUGGCUACUUCUUGAAAAUAAUCCCUUUAAAAUACUUGCCCUGAGGGGACUGUGCUAUCUUACCAGACAGGGGGAAAUGGUAAGACCAGAUGUUCAUCGUUUCUCCAUGAUUCUCUUUGGAGCCUCCAUAAAGUCUGUGAAAUACACAGAUAAGAAGGGUGCAGAGAGCCAAGUCCUGGACAGCUUGGUCCCACUUCUUCUGUAUUCUCAGGAUGAGAAUGAUGCAAUCGCUGCGGAGAGCAGGCAAGUGCUAACUAUAUGUGCCCGGUUCCUGAAGUGGAAGCUGCCCCAAGCAGUGUACUGCAAAGCUCCCUGGUUCAUCAACCCUAGUGACGUUGCAACAAUCUGCAAAUUCUUUGGAACAAAAUGCAAGGGGAAGGUCGACAUCUUAGCCCAAACAUUGAUGUUCUCCAAGAAUGCAAAACUUCCUAUCAGAAGAGCAGCAGUCUUAUUAGUAGGGCUCUUAUCGAGGUACAUGGAUCACAGCGAACUCAGGACGAAGGGUACUGACUGGAUAGAGGAUGAUCUGAAAAAACUGCUGCAUGACCCUGAGCCAUCUCUGCGCAUCAUCGCCUCCCAGGCUCUAUUCCGAAUCCAGAAGGCGGUGGCUGAACCACAUUCCAGGCAGACACUGUACGGGCUGAGGAAGCUCAUAGGUUGUUUGCCUAUCUAGAAGCCCAAGGCAAGCAACACUAGGUAAAAAAAAAAAAAAAAACUAAUCCCUUCAGAAGCCCCAGAAGCACCUCGUGCUCCAUUAGCAAGAAACUUCCUCCACCUCACAUCAUAUUUUUUGCUGUCAAAACCUUUAAGGAAUGGCAAUAUAGAAGAGAGAGCAGCUUCUGGUGUACCUUGGCAGAAACAGUGAAAAUCUAUUGAGAUUCUGAGGCAUGCCAGAACAUCCAUAAAGUUCUAGUCUUGAUAAAGAGGUCGAGGAAAGCUUCG
Molecule: messenger RNA, 3245 nt
Organism: Cervus elaphus (red deer)
Lineage: Eukaryota; Metazoa; Chordata; Mammalia; Artiodactyla; Cervidae
Gene: MROH8
Product: maestro heat like repeat family member 8
Exons: 22
Coding region: 1-2976 (991 amino acids)
Cellular component (GO): cytoplasm
Source: RefSeq, a predicted model, not a curated record